Messenger RNA from Pocillopora verrucosa, 3134 nucleotides. RefSeq lists its product as uncharacterized. Gene Ontology annotation, biological process: glycerophospholipid catabolic process. Lineage: Eukaryota; Metazoa; Cnidaria; Anthozoa; Scleractinia; Pocilloporidae. The record is from RefSeq and is a predicted model, not a curated record. Gene Ontology annotation, molecular function: A2-type glycerophospholipase activity. Gene Ontology annotation, cellular component: cytosol.
CAGCACGGUUGUCACGAUUGUCAUCACCUCCGGUUCGAUGUUUGCUUACUAAUUCAAGCGUAAAGUAAUACGCUCGCUAAAGGUCACUGAAGUGAAUCAAGCAACCUUUUCAUAGUGGUCGGCGUGCUUUCUAUGGUGAGGACAUUGAUUUGCAGGAGAGUUUGUAGGAAAUACCUUAGAUAAGUCCGAUAUCCUCCUCCAUAAUUGAAGAAUGGCGAGAAUUGGAGUUGCUUUUUCCGGUGGUGGUAUUCGGUCAGCGUCAUUAUGCUCGGGUGUCCUGCGCAGACUGCUGCAGAAGAAGGUUAACAUAGAUUACCUAAGCUGUGUCUCAGGGGGUGGUUACACAGGCACUGCAUACCUUGACUGGAAAUACCGACAUGGAAAGAAGGACGACCCCGAGUGGCACAAACAGUUCUUCGAGAACAUGCGCAAUAGAAGUGGCAUCUUUUGCAACUGGAAGAAACCCUGCCAAGGAAUCUUGGAUUCCAUUAUCUUGUCCACCAUGGUGAUAUUUGUGGCUUUUAUUAUUCCAAUUCUCCUGUGGACCUCCUACGCAUGCCCACUAGCCUUUGUAGUUGAUUUCCUGUUUGGACGUAUUCUGAGAGGAGGAAGCAAGCCAUGCAAAAAACUCGCCAAGCGCGAUCCUAAAAUAUCAUUGAAGGAAUGCGAACUUGAACGCCAUGCAUCUCCAGAGGUGGUAAAUCAGCAAUUUAUCCUUUUUGCAGUUCCUGUGGCGGUUGCCAUUGUUUGUGGAGUAGUAAGAGGUAUGAUCCCAAAAGGAAAAGGAUUCUUCAAUUUCCUCAUCAUGUCAUGUGUCGUGUUCUUCGGCCUGGUGUUCAUUCCGUGGUUCAUCGACAAUUUUCUGGCUUAUAUUCCAAAUUGGAUGAAGAUCCUCAUCAUUUUGCCGACUUUUAUUGUGUGGUCUUCGUUCCCGCUCAUGCGCAAAAAUGCCACGCUGAUGUUGGUAAUUUAUUUCUACUCUUUCGUAAUUUACUGGAGGGUAUUCAAUGGAAGAGUGUUGGAGACAGAGUACGAUGAUGAAAUAUUUUUUAUGCUGCUGGCGAUUUCAACCCUCUUUCUAUGGAGUGCGCCGAUUAUUGGUACAGUACAGCAACGUAUAGGUCACGUGUACAACAGAUGGCGCAUUCAAAGAGCACUCUACACAUCAGCAAGCGUCGGUUGCUGUGGUUGUGCUGGGAUCUCAUGGCGUGACCUUUUUCUUCGCUGUCCGAAGUGUCCACGCUCCAGGCCACGAGGAAUAAAUAUUUCCACAGCUUUGACACUAGAGGACCUUGAUGAUGUGAAGCCAAUUUACAUAAGCGGUAUCACCAUAAACAAAUGGAGACGGACUAACUCCCCCAAGGAGCCAGAUUAUGAACUAUUGAUGAUGACACCUCAUGGGAUUGAACGACUUGAUCGGCCACCCAAUGAACGUGAGUUUGAUGGUAAACUUAUGCCUGUGGACAUUUACCUGUCAGAUGCCAUGGCAACGUCAGCUGCUGCCGUGGAUCAUCAUAUGGGAGCGAGGGAGAGUGAUGACGCGUCCUUUAGAGAUUUAAAGGUUAUUCUUGGAGUUUCCAUGGGAACGGCCAUUGUUUCAGACGAGCGACACGAAGGAAAAAGAAAUUGUUGUAUUCAGUUCUUGCCUCUCCUUGUUGAGGUAAUCCGGAUCCUUCCUUUGGUGCUGUGUCUCAUUAUAUUUUGGCACACUGACCAGCGACGUUACUUAGCCUACGGCAUACUGAGUUUCUUUGCUAUACUUGUGUUGCUCACAUUGACUGCGCUCGUACCAACCGGCGGAAGUAAGCCUGGAAGGCUUGAGAGAAUCGCCAGAUGGUUCACAAUCAACAUCGCUUACGUCAGCUUCGUCCGCAAAACCAUCGGUAUGAUCAAUCAAGGUCCCAAUCCCCCGCCGGUUCUGCGUUUGAGUGACGGAGGUCAUAUUGAGAAUCUUGGUAUUCUACCUUUGUUGAAGUUGAGGCUGAAAAGAAUUGUCUCUGUCAAUGGCGGCCGCACCAUUUCUGACGGGGACUAUGGAUCGACUUUGCUGGCGGGUCUGGAUAUGGCCAGGAAAAAGUUGGGUUGUUCUUUUUCUGCCAUGGAUGGGCGAGACAUUGCAGAGGAUAUCCGUGAUAACUUUGUAGAGAAACCCCCAGGUUCACAACCAUCCAGCUACAGGUUCAAAGUCCAUUACUAUGACACCGAUCCAAAUGGCGACGGCAAAACCAAAGUUGGCGAAGGUGAAAUUUUGUUCAUUGCGCCUAGACACCCAAAUAAAACCGCACAAAAGAAGACUUUUGAUUCCUGGGGAGAGGUUUUGCGUGACAUUGAUGUUGAUCUCGAGGCUGGCCACUGGGGACCUGGGCCGGAGCUAUCGGCGGAAGAGGUGGACCGUUUGACCUUCUGUUGCUGCGAAUGUUGCCAUGGUAACACGUGCCGAGGAUUGUCAGAGUGGAUGUGUGGGGCGUUUCCACAGCAUUCCACUGGGAAUCAGUUCUUCACACAAGCCAUGUUUACCAGCUAUCACAGGGAAGGCUAUCGCGCAUGCAUGGAGGCAGAAGCUGCUGAAUUCCUCCUUGAAGGCCAACGACCGGAGUCUGCAGCCACUGCAUUUUCUUCGAUAUAAACGGAAAAACGGCUUUGUCUCCGCGCUCUUGAAGUUACCCUUAACAGCCAGGCGAAGGCAGUGUGGUGUCAAAUUGAUAGACAUAUAUAAAGUAUAAGUUAUUAACAUUUCGUUAUCGUUUUUGUGUCCCAUUAUAUUUAGACGUAUAGUUUUUGGAUUUAAAUGUAAAGUUUAAUCCAACAUUUUCUAUCAGCAUAUUAGAUCAUGCAAUAUUAGUGAGGUGUGCGUUCUGAUAGGUGGAGUGAUAUAUCAUUUCUUAUAAUAAUCACGCGGCACAAGGUGAUUACAAUACUGACGAUUAAUUGGUAGAAUGUUUUGAUUCAUAUGUAAAAUACUCGUGAUAGAGAUGCAAAAUGAUAUACCAUAUCUCAACUAAGGAACCAUGACGAAGAAAAACAUCAUAACAGUCAAACUGUCAAAAAGGUUUCUUUCUAUAUCUCAUUAUUCGUUGAAAGUGAAAUAUUCAACCAAUCAGAGCUGUUGAUAUCUCCUGCAGUGAAUCAAUCAC